Messenger RNA from Prosopis cineraria, 1044 nucleotides. Its product is annotated as transcription factor MUTE. Gene Ontology annotation, biological process: guard cell differentiation; positive regulation of DNA-templated transcription; stomatal complex development. The transcript has 3 exons. The record is from RefSeq and is a predicted model, not a curated record. The coding region runs from base 282 to 902 and encodes 206 amino acids. Gene Ontology annotation, molecular function: DNA-binding transcription factor activity; protein dimerization activity. Gene Ontology annotation, cellular component: nucleus. Lineage: Eukaryota; Viridiplantae; Streptophyta; Magnoliopsida; Fabales; Fabaceae.
GUAUACGCAAUAGGGGGGGAGAGAGAAUUAUACGGGCUAUAUAUGUGCGUGUGAAACAAUGCUUCACGAGAAAGCAACAUAUAGCAUUCAAUACCAGCCUUAAUACUAUCCUCUUCUCUCUUUGGCUCAUAUAAAUAGAUCGAGCCCAGAGAGCCCCCGAUCGACCUUGAUUUUUGAGGUUGUAGAGAUAUCUCGUCUGUCCACCAAAAACAGAAACAAAAUUAACUCUCUCUCUCUCUCACACACACAGCAACCAUUUUUUUCCCCUUUAAUUGGCUAAAAUGUCUCAUAUAACUGUCGAGAGGAACAGAAGAAGACAGAUGAACGAACAUCUCAAAGUUCUGAGAUCAUUGACCCCCCGUUUCUAUAUCAAGAGGGGAGACCAAGCAUCUAUAAUAGGGGGCGUGAUCGAAUUCAUCAAGGAGUUACACCAAGUUGUUGAAGCGUUGGAGUCCAAGAAAAGGAGAAAGAGUCUAAGCCCUAGCCCUCGUGGCGCUACUCCAUUAAUAAAUCUUGAUCAUCGAGUUGAUAGUCCCUCGGGAAUCGGAAUUGGGUCUGCCGACUCAUUCAAGGAAUCCGGAGGAACAGUUAGCUGUAAUUCAUCAGUUGCUGACGUGGAACUCAAAAUCUCAGGCUCCAAUGUCAUACUCAGACUGAUUUCACAUAGGAUUCCGGGUCAACUUGCCAAGAUAAUAGCUGUUCUGGAAAGCCUUUCUUUUCAAGUUCUUCAUCUCAACAUCGGCAGCAUGCAGGAUAUGGUUCUCCACCACUUUGUUCUCAAGAUAGGACUGGAUUGUCAAAUAAGCCUGGAGGAACUGGCAACGGAAGUGCGGCGAAGCUUCUGCCCUGACGCUGUUUGCAGUACUGCAGCAAUGUAUCGCUUAAGAAGAGACUCCAUUUAAAAUUGAUUGCAAUCUAUAAGAAAUCAUCAAAAUCAUUUUCUCUGCUGUCACAAGUAAUAAUUUUACCAGACGGAAACACUACUUUGGUCUUGAAAAGUUUCAAAACCGAUACGCGCUUCUAAUCUCUUGUUGCAUUAUUUCA